Molecule: messenger RNA, 1788 nt
Organism: Durio zibethinus
Lineage: Eukaryota; Viridiplantae; Streptophyta; Magnoliopsida; Malvales; Malvaceae
Product: ultraviolet-B receptor UVR8-like
Source: RefSeq, a predicted model, not a curated record
UAUAAUUUUCUCUUUUGUACAUAAUAGCAUCGUAAUAUUAUUUUUCGAUCCAAUUAAAACCCAAAGUCCAAAACGACCCAAUUUCAUGUUGGGUCAACCCAUCAGCCCAAAUUCCAAGUUAUACAAAUGCGGAUCCGCCAUUGCCAACACAUUCACAAAGCUAGUAGUUAAAAUGCAGGUUAGCCGAUCCUUGUGGAAGCGUCAUCAAAGGAAUAAAACGGCACUUGCAGUUUCCGCUGAAGCCUUAUGCGCUCAGAGUACUACUACUAAACCAAGAUGGAUGAGUACGGUAAUGAGCUUUGGCGACGGCAACCAGGGGGCAUUGGGUCUACCCGAGUCAGAGACUGGUCCCAGAGGCGACGCUUACGAGCCCACCCGGGUCCCCGGUCUCCCUUCCGAUAUCACCAGCAUCAGCGCUGGUCAUUAUCACUCGCUCGCUAUUGAUUCUCGCGGUGGACUCUGGGCUUGGGGCCGUAGCCAGGAGGCCCAGCUGGGUCGUGAUUCCCUUGCUCCGAGAGAUUCAUGGAAUGAUCCAAAGAGAGUGGAAGGGUUGGAUCAUGUGAAUGUUUGUGCUGCUUUUGCAUCAGGCGUUAUUUCUGCCGCAAUUGGCGACGAUGGUUCUGUGUGGGUAUGGGGAAAGUCUAAGCGGGGACAGCUCGGUCUUGGAAAGGAUAUCACUGAGGCUGUUGUUCCUCGCAGAGUUGAAGCACUUGCAGGAGAAAAGAUAGUAAAGGUUUCAUUUGGUUGGGGGCAUGCCCUUGCACAGACAGAGGAUGGAAAGUUGUUGGGCUGGGGUUAUUCAGCUGACGGUAGGAUAGGAAAGGUUGGGGAAGCUUUGGAGGCAUCUCUGCUGGACUCAAAUGCAAAUAUAUCUAUGAAUAACAAACAGUUUUCAGGUUCAGGACUGGCUGUUGCUGAGCAAAUGGUUUUGGAAGGAAUGGAGAAAGAGAAAGACAUGCCAAUCAUUUGGGAACCUCAAUUGGUUGAAGAACUACAAGGGGUUGAAGUGAAAGAUAUUGUAUGUGGGCUUGAUCAUUCCUUGGUUCUUUGCUGUAAUGGCACUUUAUUGAGCUCGGGAAGUAACAUAUAUGGUCAGCUGGGCAGACUCAAACUGGAUUUGGGAUUGUUACCAGUUGAUCUAAGCGUCCAUCCCGUGUCUGUAGCAUCUGGUCUUGGUCAUUCUUUGGUCAUUUGUGAGGUUGCAUCACCGGAUGUUGAAGGUGGUGGGAAGAGCAUUUUCUCAUGGGGAUGGAACCAAUGUUCACAAUUAGGUAGGCAAGGACCAGAGAAUCUCCCAUCCGUGAUUGAGGGAUUGGAAGGGGAAACACCUUUGUCAGUGUCAGGAGGACGGGUGCAUUCUAUUGCUGUGACAUCUAAGGGCCAGGUGUGGGUUUGGGGCUGUGGUAAGAAUGGCCGGCUUGGGUUAGGAAGCUCUAGCGAUGAAGUUGAGCCAAUCCUGCUUGAUUAUUUGGAGGAUUUUGAAGUUCUACAAGCAGUGUCUGGUUUUGAUCAUAACCUGAUCUUGAUAGCUGAAUGAUGUAACUAUAACACAGUGAUUAUUGAAUUUGCGAGCUCAAGUUUCACAAUCAUCAAUGCAUAGAUCCCAAGUCCAUCUAGUUGAGGGGUAUGCUUUCCAGUGGUUUCAGUUUCUAUCUAAAUAAAGUGUGUUUAGAGUCAAGUUUUUAUUAGCUGAACUUUGAAUUGUAAGCAUCAAACAACAUUUUGAGCAAGCUCAUCAAAAAAAGAUAAGUAAAAACAAGAAAGUAAAGAAUAUUUUGCACAUUUAAA